Molecule: messenger RNA, 192 nt
Organism: Clunio marinus
Lineage: Eukaryota; Metazoa; Arthropoda; Insecta; Diptera; Chironomidae
Source: the annotation of a GenBank genome assembly
AUGCUAGAUUUCAAACAUUCUGCUGGAUUUCACUUUUCACACUGUUCCGUUUUGUUUCAUAAUUGCGUCUUAGACCAAGGACAGUCGGAAGGUCCAUGGACAGUCGGAAGGUCCAUGGACAGUCGGAAGGUCCAUGGACAGUCGGAAGGUCCAUGGACAGUCGGAAACUCCACACCGGCCGGAGUAACUUAA